Hansenula ciferrii is the source of this 1419-nucleotide messenger RNA. RefSeq names its product dimethylaniline monooxygenase (gene FMO5). The transcript has a single exon. The record is from RefSeq and is a predicted model, not a curated record. Bases 1 to 1419 code for a protein of 472 amino acids. Gene Ontology annotation, molecular function: N,N-dimethylaniline monooxygenase activity; flavin adenine dinucleotide binding; NADP binding. NCBI's taxonomy places the organism in Eukaryota, Fungi, Ascomycota, Saccharomycetes, Phaffomycetales, Wickerhamomycetaceae.
AUGGUUAAAUCAGUUGCAGUAAUCGGUGCAGGACCUUCUGGUGUCAUAGCACUUGAUGCAUUAGUACAAGAACAACAUUUCGACAGAAUAAGAGUAUUUGAAAGAAGAAGUGAAGCUGGUGGUUGUUGGAUCUAUGAUGAAAGCCCACCUGAACCAUUACCAAAAAAUCUUAAAUCUUUAGCAACAAGAACGGCUGAUAAACCUUUAGAUCAAGAAAUACCUAAUUGGGAUGAAUUACCAAAAUAUGCACCAAAAUCUAAAAGACAAAGAUUCAUUGAUACAGCUACUUAUUCAUAUUUAGAAUCAAAUGUUCAUUAUCAAACAAUGGAAUUUCCUCAUGAACCAUUUCCCCAAGGAGGAUCAGAAUUAUCAGUUAGUAAAUAUGGACCAAAUACACCAUUUAGACAUAAUACUAAGAUUAAAAAAUGGGUUCAAAACAUUUAUCAAUCCAAAAAAUUAGAUGAUUUAUUAGAAUUUGAUACUUCUGUUGAAUUAGUUGAAAAAAAUAAAUCCACAAAUCAAUGGGAUAUAUUAUUAAGAAAGUUUGGUAAAACUCAAGAUUAUCUAUGGAAAGAAUCAUUUGAUGCUGUGGUAGUGGCAAGUGGUCGUUAUGAUGUACCAUAUAUUCCAUAUGUUGAAGGAUUGGAUCAAUUUUAUCAAACACCAGGUAAAACUGUUAUUCAUACAAAAGCAUAUAGAACCAGAGAAGAGUUUAGAAAUAAGAAAACCAUUGUUGUUGCUGGUUCAAUUUCUUCACAGGAUACAGUUCAAGAUAUUGUUAAUGUUGUUAAAGGACAAGUGAUCUCUUCAGUUAGAAGUACAUCUGUUCCACAUGUUUAUUUUGGUUGGUAUGCUUUUGAUCAUCCAAAUGUUAGAAAACAAAAAAAUUUAGUUAAAAUUGAAAAUGAUACUGCAAUUUUUGAAGAUGGAUCUAAAGAAGAAGAUAUUGAUGCAAUAAUUUUUGGUACUGGAUAUACAGUAAGUUAUCCAUUUUUACCACACUUGGAAAGAACUGAACAUAGAGUGAAACAUAUUUAUCAACAUGUGCUGAAUAUUGAAGAUCCAACUUUGACUUUCGUUGGUAAUAUAGCUGCAGGUUUAACUUUCAAAGCUUUCCUAUGGCAAGCUGUAUUAAGUGCAAGAUAUUUAGCAGGUAGAGUUAAACUUCCUUCCAAAAAAGAUCAAUAUGAAUGGGAAGAACAAAGAUUAAAAGAAAGAGGUGAUACCCCAAAAUAUUCAGCUUUAGUUCCUGAUUUUAAACAAUAUUUUGAAACAGUAAGAUUAUUAGCUGGAAAUGAAGGUCCAGGUAGAAAAUUACCACCAUUUGAUGAAGAAUGGGAAAAUGCAUUUUGGAGUGGACAUCAAAGAAGAAUCAAUUAUUGGGUAAGAAAUAAUUAUAAAGUGGGAUCCAAAUUGUGA